AUGAGUACAGGUAUCCAUUACAAACGCCUGGACUCGUCAAGGCGUGAGAUCCGCCUGAUUGAGAUACAGUCAGCGCGCGAUAUCAGUGCCCCUAUCGAGUGCCGCUUGGUCAACGUCCGCUUGAACGACGAUUUGGAUUUUAUUGCCCUUUCUUCACUCUUUGGAGACUCUUCCGAAACCGACAAGAUUCUCGUCAAUGGCCAGACCAUCACAAUUACCGCCCAUCUGUCCCUGGCCUUGAAGAACAUCCGCGCGGUAUUCUUCCCAACCAUCUCCCAGCGUUUCCAGCGAACGCCUAUUCGGAGACCCCACACCGGCCCGCGCUGGCUGAGGCAGCUUCUCGGACUGCCCACAUCUCGUCCUGUGAACGAGACCAACGUCUUGCGGGUCUGGUGUGAUUUCCUCUGCAUCAAUCCGUGCGACGAGUGGGAGAAGCAGAGGCAGACUACCGACAUGAGGAACGUCUUCAGAUCAGCCGAACUCGUUGUCGGCUGGCUAGGCGACAAGAUGGAGCACACAGACGAAGGCAUGAACAUCUUGGCCGAGAUCGAAGAUACCAUGCCGCCUCACUGGGGAGACCCGGGUGAUCGGGAGAAAAGCCCCCAACACUACUCACCGACACACGAAUGGGCGACAAAGAUCGAGUACCUCUGGAAAGAAGGCCCAAACGGAGAAAUCCCAUUCAUGGCGCCACGCUGGAUAGGUGCCACAGACUUCAUGAUGCGGCCCUAUUUCCAGCGUCGCUGGAUUGUUGAGGAGCUUGCCUUGGCCCGAUUUCCGACCUUCUUGAUCGGUGACAUCAUCGUGCCAUGGAAGCAGGUACUUCGACUGAACCGGAUGUUGGAAGAUUUCAAGUAUAAAGAAUCCAACACAUUCCCUGCGCAUCUCCGCCCACUCGUUGCCGACCUUCCCCUGGAGUCCGCAGCCAGGUUACUCGACGAGUUUGCCAGGAGAGAGGCAUUGGAAGAGGCUAAGAUCCUCCAGGAACACGCCACCAGCAGCAGAGCGACGUCUUCGAGCAGAUCAACUCACUAA
Molecule: messenger RNA, 1035 nt
Organism: Colletotrichum chrysophilum
Lineage: Eukaryota; Fungi; Ascomycota; Sordariomycetes; Glomerellales; Glomerellaceae
Exons: 2
Coding region: 1-1035 (344 amino acids)
Source: RefSeq, a predicted model, not a curated record